AUGCCUAAAGGAAAGAAAAAAGGAAAAUUCGAGCACAGAAGAACAGAGCUUCCAUACUCUUCCGAUGAGGAUGCAGGGAUUGAUAUGACAAAUGACAACUGUUCAGAGACUUCAGGACAAUCUGAUCUUAAAAGUAUCCAUGAUGAAGCAGAGAGUGAAGCACAAGAGAAAUUUGAAGAGAAAGUCUUGGAAAUAAUUGAUGCACUAAGCGCUAGAGCGAAUGCAGCACGUGCGUCUGCGUUGGUUUCAUUACGGACUGCUUUACAAAGACGAUACUUGGCGGUGCUUUUGAGCGGACAAAGGGCGACUUUGGCUGACCACGUCACCAAGGCUCUCAGACGAGGAAAGGAUGGAGAGAAGAAAGCAGCGGCUGCUGUUGCUCCAAUAUUGGCGUUACAGGUCGGUGAAGAGGGUGUGGAAGUGUUUAUGCAAGAGGUGAGGCCGGCUUUGGCAGCAGCCGCUGUUGACAAGACUGCCUCCCUUGACACACGCACUGAGUGUUGCUCAUCUUUGGCCAUCCUCUGUUACCUGAUGGAAGAUGACCUCGCCGAAGUACUGGAAGUCAUGCGGCUCUUUGAGACCAUCUUUAGCGGGAGUUAUCUCAAGGGUGACGGCAGCGUGAAAGUAUCGGGUUCUGUAGUGGAAGAGGGGGCGUGGCACGCGGCAGCUAUUGACGGCUGGGCCUUGCUGCUGGCUCUCACUGAAGCAGACCACGCCAGAGCCCUGCUCAAGGAUAAUCCCCCUUCCUUUGCCCGGCUGGCUGAUUUACUGGAAGCUUGCAGUCUUGAGGUGCGUAUGGCUGCCGGUGGAGCGGUGGCCAUCGCGUACGAGCGUGUGACUGACGACGAUGAGGAAGGGGACGAGGAGUGGGUGGAGAUGGUGCUGCCUCGGCUGGAAGACCUGGCCCGGGACUCGCACAAGUUCAGGGCCAAACGGGACAGGAAGGUUCAGAGGGCCACCUUCAGGGACAUCCUUAAGUACUUUGAGGAAGGUGACGUGCCAGAGUUGCGCGUGCGCAUCGGCGUGGAAAGUGUGUCGUGCGACACUUGGUCGAGUCGCGCGACUUAUUCCGCCUUAGCGGCAGCCUUAGGCGCGGGACUGCAGUCCCUGUCGCCUCAUUGUGGCAGGCUCAGAGCAGCCCUAGGUCUGGACCCACAGGCGCCGAUGGUGCCUGCGCCGGCGCAUAACAACUCGAGGAAGAAUAAGUUGCAACGACACUUGCAAAAUACAGCUGCGUGCAAGGCCCGAACGGUCGCUCGGAAUAAGAACAGAGACAAACGAUCCGCCGCUCUCGCAAUUUAA
This is a messenger RNA of Pieris macdunnoughi, 1302 nucleotides long. The record is from the annotation of a GenBank genome assembly. Lineage: Eukaryota; Metazoa; Arthropoda; Insecta; Lepidoptera; Pieridae.